Messenger RNA from Loxodonta africana (African savanna elephant), 8912 nucleotides. Its product is annotated as zinc finger protein 17. NCBI's taxonomy places the organism in Eukaryota, Metazoa, Chordata, Mammalia, Proboscidea, Elephantidae. Gene Ontology annotation, biological process: regulation of transcription by RNA polymerase II. Gene Ontology annotation, molecular function: DNA-binding transcription factor activity; RNA polymerase II cis-regulatory region sequence-specific DNA binding. The record is from RefSeq and is a predicted model, not a curated record.
UUCCUGUCACCUCCGGUCGGAAACAGCGAUCCGGAGCCUCGGAUACACUGGAUUAAGCCAAAAUUAAACAAAACUUCAAGAAGGGCACCGGAAGUCCAGUUCUAACGUCUAUGGAACGAAAGGAAACGCCUCUUUCCUGAGCCUUCAUUGGCCCAAAGCCACCUGGUCGCACGACGCAGAGUAUUCGGGGUACUGUAGUUCCCCCGGAAACACCGGUGGCAUAGUGGUUAAGUGCUAAAGCUGCUAACAAAAGAGUGGGCGGUUUGAAUCCACCAGGCGCUCCUUGGAAACUUUAUGGGGUAGUUCUACUCUGCCCUAUAGGGUCGCUAUGAGUCGGAAUUGACUAGACGGCAACGGGUUUGGGUUUUGACUUUGGUAGUUCCCACAGUGCGUGAAGUGGGGCGCCCCUCCUGAAGUCCAGGGCCACUGCUAAACUGUACAGCCAGAGGCGUUGGGAAAUGGCAUCCUGUUUCUCUGAGGACAAGGCGAGGCUUCGCUUCCUCUUAAAGGGGUUGUGCCCGUUUCCUGGGAGUGCACUUUACUGUAGUCUGUAGCCAAAACCAAAAACCAAACUUCUUGCAGUGUAGAAGAUUCUGACUUAUGGUGACCCCAAGAGUUACAGAGUAGAAUCACCCAAAUAUUUGUUGUUAUGUGCCGUCAAGUCGAUUCCGACUCACAGCGACCCUAUAUGACAGCCUAGAACUGCCCCAUGGGACUUCCUAAGCUAUAAUCUUUGCAGAAGCAGAUCGCCAAGCAGCCGCUGAGUGGGUUCAAAUCGCAGACCUUUCGUUAGCAGCCCAGGACUUAACCACUAAGCCACCAGGACUCCUUCUAUUAAGAUUAAAGCUAAGAAAACUAUGGAGCAGCUCCUGAGCCGGAAUGGACUCCACAGCAGUGGCUUUUCCGAUCCACCUCAAAGUUUGUCGUUCGUAUGGGAACUACAUUACCCGAAAGGCGAUGCGCUGCGCAGCAGCCGGCUGAACCAAUGAAGAUUUUUCGUGCGUGCAACAACUGCCAGGGCGGGACUUCCACUGUUGUCAUCGGGGCGACAUUUAGACUUAUGUCGAGUUCGCGAGCGCCAUCUGAAGCUCCGUCGCGCUGCGUUGCGCCUGAGGUUCCCAUGGCUGCAGAAGCACUUACAGACUGUGCAGAGGUGACUUCAGGGAGUAGUUUUAAUCCAAGGUUUGAAGAGCAACUCAGGACCAUCGUCUCGGGGACUCCUCCAGCCUCAAUAGGUCCAGGCUGUGUGACCUUUGAGGACGUGGCUUUGUACUUCUCCCGGGAGGAGUGGGGGCUCCUUGAUGUGGCCCAGAGACUCCUGUACCAUGAUGUGAUGCUGGAGACCUUUGCACUCAUGGCCUCACUGGGACUGGUAUCUUCCAGGACCCAUGAAAUCACCCAGCUGGAGCGGUGGAUGAAGCCCUGGGUGCCUGACCGAGAGGCCACGGCCCCAGACAUGCCAAGAGGUUAUUGGCAUGGAGUGGAGGCUGAAGAGGUACCUUCUAAGGAGAGUGUUUCUGUAGAAGGAGUGUCACAGGUCAGGACUCCCAAGGCAGUUCCAUCCACCCAGAAGACCCACCCUGGUGCACCAUGUAGUUUCGUCAUCAAGGAGAAUGUGCAAGUGGUUGUGCAUCAGGGAACACGUCCGAGGAAGAAACCGUACACAUGUGGAACAUGUGGGAAAGGGUUCUGGUUCCGUGCAAACCUUCACCAGCACGAGAAGCUGCAUGCUGGAGAGAAAGCUUUCAGUAGAGAAGAGGGCCAGUUAUCAGUUUUGGAGGGUGGCAGCAUUCACCUGUCAGAGAAGCCCAUCCAGUGCAGAGAAGGUGGGAAAAAUGUCCUGAUCAGCUCAAAUCUUCCCAAGCAUCAGGGGACACACAGCAGGGGUGAGUCUGUGAGCUCUGAGUGUGGGGAGGCCUUCCACACUGGAAAAAAGCAUUACAAAUGCCACGAAUGUGGGAAAGCCUUCAGUCAGAAAUACUUACUUGUUCAGCACCAGAGAAUCCAUACUGGAGAAAAGCCCUAUGAGUGCAGCCAAUGUGGGAAAUCAUUUAGCAAUAAAUCUAACCUUCAUAUACACCAGAUAAUUCACACUGGAGAAAGGCCUUAUGAGUGUAGUGAGUGUGGGAAAGCCUUUAGCCGCAAUGCUGACCUGCUUCAACACAGGAGAGUUCACACAGGAGAAAAGCCGUUUACAUGUAGUGAAUGUGGAAAACCCUUCAGGCAUAAUUCCACACUUGUUCAGCACCAGAGAAUCCACAGUGGAGUAAGGCCUUAUGAGUGCAGUGAAUGCGGGAAGUUCUUUAGCCACAACUCCAGCCUCAUGAAACAUCAGCGAGUUCACACUGGAGAAAAGCCUUAUGACUGCAGGGAAUGUGGGAAAGCCUUUAUCCACAAGUCAAGCCUCAUUCAACAUCAAAAACUUCACAGUGGAGAAAAGCCUUUUAAGUGCAAUGAAUGUGGAAGAUUCUUUAGUGAAAAUUCCAGCCUCGUUAAACAUUGGAGAGUUCACACUGGGGCAAAGCCUUAUGAGUGCAGCGAAUGUGGCAAAUUUUUUCGCCACAAGUCAAGUCUCGCUAACCAUCGGCGAAUUCACACUGGAGAAAUGCCUUAUGAGUGCAGUGACUGUGGGAAAUCCUUUAGCCAGAGCUUCAACCUCAUUCAACAUCAGAGAGUUCAUACUGCAGAAAAGCCAUUUACAUGCAGUGAAUGUGGAAAACCCUUCAGGCAUAAUUCCACACUUGUUCAGCACCAGAGAAUCCACACUGGAGUAAGGCCUUAUGAGUGCAAUGAAUGUGGGAAGUUCUUUAGCAACACCUCCAGUCUCAUGAAACAUCAGCGAGUUCACACUGGAGUAAGGCCAUAUGAGUGUAGCGAAUGUGGGAAGUUCUUUAGCCACAACUCCAGCCUCAUGAAACAUCAGCGAGUUCAUACUGGAGAAAAGCCUUAUGACUGUAGGGAAUGUGGGAAAGCCUUUAGCCACAAGUCAAGCCUCAUUAAUCACUGUAGAGUUCAUACUGGAGCAAAGCCUUAUGAGUGCAGUGAAUGUGGGAAAUUUUUUCGCCACAACUCGAGCCUUGCUAAACAUCGAAGAAUUCACACUGGAGAAAUGCCUUAUGAGUGCAGUGACUGUGGAAAAUCCUUUAGCCAGCGCUUCCACCUCAUUCAACACCAGAUAGUUCACACUGGAGAAAAGCCUUAUGACUGCAGGGAAUGUGGGAAAGCCUUUAGCCACAAGUCAAGCCUCAUUAAUCAUUGGAGAGUUCACACUGGAGAAAGGCCUUAUGAGUGUAAUGAAUGUGGGAAAUCGUUUAGCCAAAACUCUACCCUCAUUCAACACCGAAAAAUUCACACUGGAGAAAAGCCUUUUAAGUGCAAUGAAUGUGGAAGAUUCUUUAGUGAAAAUUCCAGCCUCGUUAAACAUUGGAGAGUUCACACUGGAGCAAAGCCUUACGAGUGCAGUGAAUGUGGCAAAUUUUUUCGCCACAACUCAAGCCUCGCUAGACAUCGGCGAAUUCACACUGGAGAUGCCUAUGAGUGCAGCGACUGUGGGAAAUCCUUUAGUGAGCAAUUCAACCUCAUUCAACGCCACAGAGUUCAUACUGGAGAAAAGCCUUUUGAGCAUAGCAAAUGUGGGAAAGUCUUUAGGCAAAACUCCAUGCUUAUUGAGCACCAGAGGAUUCACACAGGAGAAACGGCUUAAUGUGGCAAAUGUGGGGAAUUCUUUAGCCACACCUCCAACCUCAUCAACACUGGAGAGUUCACACUGGAGAAAAGCCUUAUGAAUGCAGCUAAUGUGUGGAAAUGGUUUAUCAAAUGGCCCCACCUCAUUCACCACCAACAGAUUUACCACUGAGAAAGGUCUAAUGAAUGCAGCAAAUACAGAAGAGCCUUGAACCAAAGGUCUUCUCUGAUUCAGCAACUGAAACAGCCCUUAUGAUUCCUGUGAGUGUGAAGAAAGGCUUUGGCCAAAGCAUCACCUCGUUCGGUACCAGAAAGUUCAGACUUGAGAAAGGCCUUAAGAGUGUAGGGAAUUUGUUGUCUUGUUCAACAUAACCUGACUUAGAACAGAGAAAAGCUCUGAGGGUAGUUUUUAUGAGUGAGCCAUCAAUUGCACUUAAUCCAAAUAUGCACACUGAGAAGAUUUACUAUGAGUGCUAGGUGUGACGGAAGACUUUUGGAGCUGUACUGCAUGUUGUCACCUGCCCAGGGACUUUAUCAGAGUAUGUAAUGGCUAGAGUUUGUGCAGAAGCCAUCUCAACUCUCCAGCUGGCUGGUCUCCACAGUGUGCCUCAUUUGCCAACUGUUAUUGACUUGUUGGCAAUUGGUGGUGGCAGAAUCAACCAAUUGGUGGUAGUGGAAUUGCAACAAGUCCAUUCUUCUAAAAGUAAGAGGCAGCAUUAGGGUUUUUUUUUUUUUUUUUGUAUUCUUAAAUCCAUUUACGUUUAGUGUUAUUAUUACUAUACAUAUAGUUUUAUUAGUAUAGUUGGAUUUACAAUUGCCAUCGUUUUGUUUUCUAUAUGUCUCACGUCAUUUUGUUCCUUUAUUCCUUUUUUUUUUUUUUUGCAUUAAGUAUUUCCUAAUGUAAAAUUUUAUUUCACUGUUUAUAUUUUUAGAGUUAUUUUCUUUAAUGGUUGCUCUAGGUUGCCAUUGUCAAAAGAAAAAUCUGACCAAUCAGUUGCUCAGGUACAGACCUGGGCCUCCAAGACAGAGUUCCCACUUCCUUCUCUGAGCCCACGUCCCCACCACUUGCUUAGGUGACUGUAUCCUGGCUUUCCUCUCUUGACCUUCCGAGGCCAAGUCUCAACUUCAUAUCACAGAGGGCCAAGUCUCUCAGAGGCCAUUAGGAAGUGCUAGAUAAGCCCACUGGGACACGGGCCAACCAACUAGUGGCUGUGACCCCAGCCUACUUGCUUCUCGACCUGGUUCUCGGCUCUGGGACGUUGGAGAUCAGCAAGAUUGGCUGCAGCACUCAGGCUGGGGACUGAGAACAUUUUUCCAAAGACACUUCCUGUUCUUGGGCCCCAUGUAGGACCCAGUCUGCUCCCAGGAGUUCUCCCUAGGUCAUUUUCAAUGUCCCUGUCGGUCCCACUGGCAGAGGGGUCCCUGCAUGUGAGCCGAGCAUUCUUUGUGAAACCAGGACCCCAUUGUGGAGCAGAUCCGAGAGACAGCCCCUCUUCUACACGCCUGUCGGGACAACCUCAGAGACCAGCUGAGAGGGCAGGACUCUGUCAAGAUGAUAUGGCCCUUGUGCUGGACUCUAUGGCAACCCCCCCCAGCUGAACCCACCUCAACUUUUGGAACCCAAAUGGAUCAAGAUCCUGUACCCCCGGCACUCUGGCCUCCACCCUGAUGCUUCACAACCCAGGUUAUAGGCUUUGAAAGAUUGCAGGGAGGCAGAACAAGCAGGCAAAGAGCCUCACAGACCUGGUCUUGGAGGACAGAGGGCCAUAGGCAGCCCCAAGCUGGGUACCACCAGCCAGCCAUGGUGCAUGCAGACAAGGAAACGAGUGCAGCCUCUAAAAGAAGGAGGCAGCAUUGAUUUUUACCAGAUGUCAAGGCAGUAUCACGUGUGCAAAGAGGAAGAGCUGUUUAGGAGUCUGUUUGAACACACAGACACAGUGAUGCACACCUGUAAACACAGCCCCAAAAGCACAAUACUUUUUUUCGCCAGGAGGCAGAAUUAGCAGAGACUUCUUCACUUUCUAUUUUAUAAAUGUAUAUAGUGUAGUAUUUCCUUAAUAAAUAAUAGAAAACUUGAUAUUCAACAUUAAUUUCUUUAAAAAGAAUUAUGAAAAUGAACAUGCACUGCUGUUUUUGCCAACUCGGUUAAAAAAUACCAAACCUUUAGACAAUAUUCCUGUUAAUCACAAGAAUCGCAGGUGCCCUCUCCAUAGGAAUCACAGCAGAGGGAUGGACUAUACCUGAAUGGGCAUCAAAAUCACCUGGGGGGGUGGCUUAUUAAAACAGUGACCCUUGGGCCUGAACCCUGGUGUGUCUCAUUGAGCAGGUCUGGAUUCAAGACAGAAUUUGCACACCUAAGUAGUCCCCCAGAUGAUAAGGAUGCUGCAAGCAUGCCCUUCCAGAAAAGGGGAAGCUCCGUUGUCUUAGGCCCCAGCACACUGCUGGGUAUUUGCAGACUGUAGCUCCCUACGGGCUGCGCCCAGAGUUCUCAACAUCACUGCCAAGGUCUCUUACAGUGAGCUGAGCAGACAAUAGCUGAUGGGGCUGGAGAUCCAGGCCCUUCCAUGCUGAGACCACGUGGGGAGGCCCCAAGGUGUGGGAGUGAUCCGAAUUCCUGGCCAGGGCUCCCACUAAAUAAGCUCUCUACCCAUCUAACCUUUACUGGGUGACUUCUGGCAGGGGAAGCCAGAGGACAGUGGGACCAGCUUGCCGGACCCCGGAGUCCUCUAUGGAGGCCAUUUAGUUUCAGGUGGCAUUCUGGAAUACUAGUUCCCAGAAAUGAAUUGGGAGAGGGCAUACAAUGAGAAAGGACCCAUCAUGAGCACACUGGGAUCUUGUACUAUUAGCUGCUGGUGAGAAAAACACCCUUUGAGAGCACCUCACAUGAUGAGAUGUUCAGAAGCAUUCCCAGUGGGACAAGAACAGCUGGACAUUCUGCAUUCAUUUGCAGGCUGCUGCACUUCGGGCCCAGGUGAAAGUAGAGGGAGCCUAAGCAAGUCCAGCACAUCCCCUGAACUGGACUCAGGAACAGCCGAACAUCGAAGGAAGAGACUAAUCAGACUCUUCCCUGCUUGUGUCAGGUUUCCUCCAUCAAUGUCCAGUCCCUUCAAUGCCUGGGUUCUUUGAGGUCAGAUAAACCACAUUUAGCAGAAAGAUUUGGAAAUGUGAUUCUGUCCGACAAGUUUAUUUCUCUCACCCACCACAUCUAAUCUAAUGGGAAAUCUAUUUGACUCUUCUUUCAAGAUAUAUCAAGAUUCUGAACAUUUCAUUGCUGCCACAGCUACCACCUAGUUAGGACCACUUUCGUUCACGCCUGGAUCACUUACUUGCCACGAUGGCCUGGCUCAUGUUACGGUCCUGACCUCUCUUCCCUUCCGCACUUGCCUGACUCCACCAGCACAAGCCCUUUUGACUUUAGGAGCAGAACAGACAGCUCUGCCCUAAGGGCCUUUGUAAUGACUGUUUCUUCUGCCUAUAACUUAUCCCUUAUGCCUCAGUCCCUUGACUUUUUUGCUCGAUUAAUCUUAUUAAAUCCACCACCACCAGUUGCCAACAAGUCAAUUCCGACUCAUGGCAGCCCCAUGUGUGUCAGAGUAGAACUGUGCCCCAUAUGGUUUUCAAUGGCUGACUUUUUUGAAAGCAGAUAGCCAGGCCUUUCUUCCAACGUGACUCUAGGUGGACUCGAACUUCCAAGCUUUUGGUUAGCAGCCAAGUGCUUAAUUGUGCCACCCAGGAAUGUCCUCUAAUUAAAUAGGACUUUCUUAUUGUGUAAUAUUACAUUCCACUCCCUUUCCUCCUGGCAACCUCAACUUUUCUCUCUUCAUCCAGUAGUUGGUGCAUGCUACCUCCUCUGUCAUAUCUAUAAUUAUAAGAAUACACAGCAAGAAACAAAAUAUUUUAGAUGAUGUAGAAAAUAUGCUCCAUUUGCUGUGAUCAUCUUCCAAUUAUGUUACAAAACAACAGUUAAAAGAUACCUUAAAUUCUUUGGAAGUUUAAAAUCACACAAAGGAGCCAUAGGUUCGAUAUCAACAGGCAAAACAGCCGAAGCAUAUAAAUGUAUAAUCACGAAACACCAAUCCUGUAUGAAGCAGCUAAAGCAGUUUUCAAACUUUCUCAGGUCACAACGUCCUUAAUGUCCCAGUUAUUUUUCUACGGCACUGCUAAGAAAUCCCAGCAGUUCCGUUAAUUAUGUAGAAUGGUCCAAAUAAUAAGCAUUAUGUCCUAACAUCUCAGUAUCCACGAGAAUAAAAUAAUACACAAAACUCAAAAUAGUACUAUUUAUGUUUUUCCUUGAAUAAUCACAAUUGCCUAGUGAUGAGAUGUGUGCAUUCUUGGGCACUGAAUGACUCUCAGUGGACGGUGCCACAUUCAUUUCUCCGUCUACACCAUUACGUACUCUGAGGAGGUUUACACUUCCCGGUCAAGGGCUUCCUACCUUGAAGGAGUGUGGCCUCAAGACCCAAAGGCAGGGCCUGGGCCUCAGGCUGUGUGGUUCUCACCCUUUAAGGGUGUCCAAAAUUGGAAAUAGAAAUUAAUUCAAAACGGUUUACGCAAAAAUCUUUCAUUAUAGACCCAGGAUGUGUUGUUUUAUUCUCAAAACUUUUUGGUGAAUUUUAUGAGACGUUAAGUUGUUGUUUUAAUAUAUAUAGAUGAUCAUUUGACCUAAAUGACUAUCAUUGAACACUCUUACCCCACUGAUGAAGAUGUUUGAUCUCUCAUAUAUACCCAUUGCCCUCGAGUCAAUUCUGUCUCACCGUGAUGCCAUGUGUUAACCGAGUAGAACAGAGGUCCACAGAAUUUUCUUGGUUGUCAUCUUUAAGGAAGCAGAGCACCAGACCUUUCUUCCACAGCACGGCUGGGUGGUUUCAACGCGCCAACCCUGUGGUUAGCAGUUGAGUGCAAACUGUUCGCUCCCCCAGGGGCCUUCUCAUAUAUGAGUCUGUUUUAUUCCUUUACACCAGUCUAUUUGCUCAAUCUUGAGUGUCCUUUUGGUACAGUACUUAAUGUGGAAUGUUUGCCUUUGGGAACAUUGGAAACAAUGUUUCCAAACGCUUCUCGUUGCAGAAUACAUUCCCUGGAAGUGGGGGGUGCCAUAAAAAGAUGCGUAGAAUCCCUGAGACAUUAGCUAGAGGCCCUCUCCGUGCCCCUGCCCUUUGCCCAGGACUUUUGGAGGGGUGCCCCUUGCAGUGGCUGAUGGAACUGUGAGAAUUACAUUAUCCGGUAAGUAG